This is a messenger RNA of Plasmodium yoelii, 6708 nucleotides long. RefSeq names its product AP2 domain transcription factor, putative. The transcript has 4 exons. The record is from RefSeq and is a predicted model, not a curated record. Gene Ontology annotation, molecular function: DNA-binding transcription factor activity. Gene Ontology annotation, biological process: regulation of DNA-templated transcription. The coding region runs from base 1 to 6708 and encodes 2235 amino acids. Lineage: Eukaryota; Apicomplexa; Aconoidasida; Haemosporida; Plasmodiidae.
AUGACGACGGAUUUAAAUAAAAGAUCAUUAAGAACGCGACGUAAAAAAACAAUGAAUUCGUUUUAUUAUAACAAUGAUUAUAGUAAUGAUUUAAAUAGUGAAGAGACAAAAAGUAAAAUAAAUUUUGUAAAAAAAAAUGACACAUUAUUAGCAAAAACAAAAGAACAUUCAAAAAGAUAUCCAGAUAUAUAUGAUAAUAAAAAUCCAGAAUUAAGUGGCAAUUCAAUUAUGAGUGAUGCAAAUGUCAGUGAUAAUAAUAAUAAUGGAAUAAUUGAUGAAAAAAAAACAGAAUUUUCGGAAGAAAUUAAUGCUAAUAAUAUUAGUGAUGAAGAAAAUUUAGCUAAAAUACGAAGUAAUAAUAAAAUAGACGAUGAUACGAUAAAUAUAAAAAAUGAAUAUAAAUUAGAUAAUUCAUCUAAAAUUGAAAAAAAUAAAAAUUAUACUAUUGGCAAUAAUAUUUCUAAUAAGGCUGGAUGUAAUAAAGGAAUCAAAAAUGUAUCUAACAAUAAUGAAAAUAAUUAUGCUAAAAUGGCAGAAAAAUUACCACACGUUGUUGGUGUAAGAUUUGAUAAAUCUCAAAAUCGAUGGUUAUCAGGUAUAUGUAUUAAUGGAAGAUGUAUUAAUAGAUAUUUUCCAGUUUAUAAAUAUGGUUUUGAGGAAGCAAGACGCUUAGCUAUACAACAUAGAAAAAAUUUUGAGACUGCCAAUGCUGGAAACCCUAAAAAACAACAAGGAGAAUCUAAAACAUCACACUUGAAUCUUCUUAACAUUAAUUCGAAAAUACCUAAUGGCUUUAAAGAUAUUCAUGGAAAGAACAAAUUAAUUUUUAAAUAUUUGUCAUACGAUUCUAUUCAAAAGGAAUGGGUAGUGACAUACGAUUAUGACAGCAAAGUUUUGGUAAACAAAUUUCCAGUUGAUAUAUACGGAUAUAAUAAUGCUUAUGAAAUGGCUGUUCAGUGUAUUAAUAAGCUAACUGUAUGUAAUCAGAAUAAAAUGAAUAAAAACCUAAAAAAUGAGAAUGGAAAAAAUAUAAAAUAUGACUUUAAAAGUACAAAUUCUCAAAGUGAUUUAAAUGACGAUGAUGAUGCAAGUUUUACAUUACGUAAAGAUAAAAUAAAUAAAUUUGUUAAAGCAAAUAAUAAUGAUAAUAAUUUAUAUAAUAAGUUAAAUUUGGAAGAAAAAGAUGGUAUUACCAAUCGUAUCGCUUCUAAUUUAAAUAAUGGACAUUCUCAUAAUAAUAAUAUAAACGAAUAUGAUAUUGAAAAAAAUCAUAAUAAAAUGGGAUUUGAUUCGAGCAAUUAUAAUCAAACAGAAAGAUUGUUAAAUGAUCCUAGCAACUUUUACAAAUAUGACACUUCAUUAGAUAAUGACGAAACAAACCCACAUCAUUUUAAUAGUAUUAAAAAAUCAUAUACUAAUGAAAAUAGUGGAAAUAAUAAUGAUGAUAAUAAUUUAUUACAAAUUUUUAAUGAGACGUAUUUAAAUGAUGGUGACAAAAAUACAUACAAUAUAUUAAAUAACAUACUUAAACAUAAUAGUAGCAAGAACAAGUUAUCGAGUAAUAAACCAUUUGAGCAUCAAACAGAUGAAGAUGGAAAUAAAAUAAUUACAGGUAUUGAUGGACUUACACAUAAUCAACUAUCUAAUGAACACUUAGAAAAUUUAAACAAAAAUAAUGAUGAACUAAAUUCAUUAUUAGAAUACAACAAAAUGAAUAACAAAUUUGAAAAUAGUAAAGAUGUAGAAUCACUGCUUAGUGAUAAAAAAACAUUAGAAAAUGGUAAUUAUGGUACCAUAUCUAAUUUCAAUAAAAUUAUUAAAAAUAUAUUAAAAAGCAAUAAAAAUGCAAAUAAUAAUGAACAAAUUAUCAAAGGAAUUAACAUAAUAAAAAAUAUGAAAAAAAAUGAUAAAUUAAAAAUUCAUAAACCUAUCGAAGAUUAUGCUAGUAGUAACAAUGGAGAUAUAGAUGAUGUUCCAGAAGAAAAUGGCGAUGAAAAUUAUAACUUCUCAAAUGGAAAUAUUAGUGGUGUAAAACGAGGAAGAUAUACAAGUAAAAUACGACAUAGAAUAAAAAAAAAACACAAAAAUUAUAUUAAUUAUAACAAUUAUUUUAUUGUAAAAAAUGAGGAAGAUGUUAAUGAAGAAAAUGACAUCAAUAUUGCUAAAAGUGAUGUUAACAAUUCAAAUGAACCAAUUAAUGCCACAGAAUUAGAAACAAAUACUAAGAAUGAAGAAAUUCCUACUCAAACAGAAGAAAAUUCUAAGCAAGUUGGAGAUAACACUACUCAGGUAGACAAACAAAAUGAAGAAGUGACAAAAACAGAAGCCACUGAAUCCAAUAUAAAUAACGACUCGAAUGAAAACACAAAACAAGACACAAAACAAGACACAAAACAAGACACAAAACAAGACACACAACAAGACACACAACAAGACACAAAACAAGACACACAACAAGACACAAAACAAGACACACAACAAGACACAAAACAAGACACAUCUACAUUUAAUAAUAUAUCUGAUGAAAAUCCAAAUAUAAUUAAUAACUCUGAGUUCAAUGAAGUUGCAUUAAAAUUUGCUCCAUGGAAAAAAGGAAUAGAAUGGGAUCAAAAGAAAAAUAAAUGGACAUGUAAAUUAUGGGAUAAUGAUGGAAAUGCAAUUACUAAGCAUAUUUAUAUAAAAAUUAAAGAAGGAAUAGAAAUUGCAUAUAAUUAUUGUAUACAAAUUCGUUUACGUUCUUUUGAUUAUUAUUUAAUAAAUGUAUUAAAUAAUUUUCCAAAAAUCGAAGAAAUAUCUUAUACCCUUGAAAAUCCAUGCUUUAUAUUAAAUUAUAAAGAUAAUGAAAAAAAAAAAUAUUAUUUUCAAGAAGAGGGAAUAUAUAAUUCUUUUGUAUCUUGUGUAGAAUAUUUAAAUAAAUUGAAAAGUGAAAACGAGGAAACAUUGUACAAUAUAGAUAGUUUCAUAGAAGAACACAAAGAAAAUAUAGCUUCAGAAAAUAUAGCUUCAGAAAACGUAGCUUCAGAAAAUGCAGCUCCAGAAAAUGAAACAAAUAGCCAAGGUAAUAAUAAUGAAAAUAAAAAAUCAAGCAUUCUUCAAGAAUUAGAAGUUUUGAUGAAAGAUAUGAAUUAUUUUGAACACAAAAAAACAGUAUUCGACAAUAUGUGUGAACAAACAAAAGCUGCUUAUAACAUAAAACCAUGGCUAAAAGGUGUUUUAUGGGAAGAAAAAGUAAAAAAAUGGAUUGUGUUUUUUAAAGAUAAAAGUCAAAAUCUUCGAAUUAGUUUCUUUAAUCCAUCUGAUUAUAAUAAUGAUGUAAUAAUGUCUUAUAAUAAAUGUUGUGAAUAUUUUAACCAAAUAAAAGAAUCAAAUAAUUUUGAUGAAAACACAGAAGAAUUUUCGGAAAGUAUUCGACAAUUUAUUAAAAGUAUCGAAUUUGAUAAAGUAAUUGAUUAUAGUAAAAAUAAUUAUAAUCAUAUUGACAAAAGUCGAAGCACAAGUUCAGUCAGUAGUGAUAUUAGUAAUGCUAGUUCUAAAAAUAUAUAUAAAAGAAAAAAAAAAAAAAAAAUACAUUCCUAUAAUGAGGAUUCUCAUGAUUUGGCUGACACAUCACAAUAUAGAAAAAAUAGCAAUCAAUUAGAAAGGGAUAUUAUGGAUGAUAAAAAAUUUAGAUCUUUAAAAAAUGAUCAUUUAGGAAAUACAAAAUAUCGAAUAAGCAUUAAUAAUAUAGAUAAAAAUUUAUGUAAUAGUUGUGAAGCAUCAAAUGACGAAAUGGGAAUGUUAGAUUAUAAUUCACCAGCAGAUUAUAAAUAUUCUGUAGACACAUUAGAAGGAAAAUAUUUUAAUAGAAAUGAUAUGUAUAAUAAUAUAAAUGGUAAAACAAAACAUGAAAAAAGUUUAAAAAGAGGCCAAAAAAAUAAAUUAAAAAAAAACAUACUUGAUGAUAUUGAUAAUGAAUCAGCAAAUCAUGAUGAAAUGAAAAAAAAAUAUUUAAAUUUUGAUGAUAAUAAUAGUAAUAUUAAUAAUAAUGAUUAUUCAAUUGGAGAUAGAAGUUUUAAAAUGGAUUAUUCUGAAUAUGAAAAUCAUACAAAAGAAAAUCCUAUAAAUGAUUAUGGAGAUUCAAACCCUUAUUUUAGAGACGAUAUAUUAUCACCUUCUUCUACUCGUACGAUUGCAAGAGAUAUUCCUUUUGAUUCGAAUAAUGGAAAUAACAGAAUUGGAAAUAAUAAUUAUAACAUGCUUGGAAUAAAUGGUAUAGAUUGUAAUAGUAGCGAUAUAAUAAAUGGAAGUUCGAGUGAAAAAUGUCUAAAUGAAAUGAAUAUGAUAAAAGAUGGAGGAAGUGAUAUAUCUGGGGCUAUGCCUUAUGGAAGAAAUUUAGAUACUGAAUAUGGAAAAGGAUUGAGAAAUUCUGAUAAAUAUAGUAAUAUGGAUAAUAAAUCUAUCAAUAAAAGUACUGAAAAAUUAGAUAAUCUUUUAGAUGGAGGCCCAAAUGUUCGAUUACCAAAAAGUGAAAUUUUAAAUCAAGCCGCAAGUUUACCAAAAUUACAAGGUAUGUUUUUUGAUAAAAGAAGAAAUUACUGGACUGUUAGUGUAUGUGGUUUUAGAAAAUCUUUUGGAGUUAGAACAAGAGGUGUUUAUCAAGCAUAUAAAUUAGCUGCUGAAUUUAGAAAUCGAAUUUUAGAAACAAAUAAAGGAAAAUGUUAUUCUCAAAAAAGUUCAAGCAUGUCAAAUAGUUAUAAAUAUAAUAUAAAAAAUCUUAAUGGAUUAACUAAAGAAGAAAAGACAAAUUUUUUACGAGACUCAGAAUCUCUUCAAGCAUCAUCUGGAGUAGAAAAUUCAUAUACUAAUAAAAGAAAUUCAUUAACUAGUAUUAAUAAUACUGACAAAGAUUUAGCAUAUACAGCUAGUGAUAGACGAAGUAGUUUUAAUCUUAAAGAUACAGAUGGAAGUGUUGGAAAUGAAAAUAAUAACAAUGAUUCAUCAAAUAUUUAUGAUUAUUUAUUAGAAAAUAAAAUGAAUUCUAACAUUUUAAAUAAUGAAAACUUAUUAAAGACCACAUAUUUACCUAGUAGUGCUGCUAACAGUGUAAGUCAUGAUGAAAAUUAUUCAGAUAUGGUAUAUGACGAAAGAAUAAAUUUUACUGGUAAAUCGAAGAAAAAAAUGGAUAAAAAAUAUAAAUCUAAUAAUAGUUAUUCUGCAUCUAAAUAUGAUAAUAAUGGAAAUCCUAUUAAUAAUAUGGAUUCAAAUUUUAUGAAUUUUAUGAAUGAUGGAACAUAUGAUAUGAGAGAAGAUAAAAAUAAUAAUAAUAAUAAUCCUUUAUUAAAAAAAUCAGGAAAUAAUCAAAAUAAUGCAAGUGAUAAUAACAAUAUGUCACCAAGUAAUACAGCCAUUAGUCAUUUAGGUUCGGGUCCAAAUUAUUCUCCUACUCAUAUAUAUGAAAUCGAUAAUAUGCAUAAUACUCUGGAUUAUUACAUUAAGAAUGAAAAUACAACAAACGGAUUAGAUAAAUCAGAAGAUUUAAAAAAUAUGAAAACUAACAAUUAUAAUCAAUCUUCGUCUUUUUUAAAAGGUGAUAUUAGAAAUAGUGAAAGUAUAAAUGAAAAUAAUAAUAAUAUAUAUUCUAAAAAUUUAAAUAAUGUAGAUUAUGAAGAUAACCCCAAUUUAAUGAAUAAUAAAAUGAACUCUCAUAAUUCAGAAGAUAAACUUAAUCGAUCAUAUCCAAAUAACAUGCUAUAUAAUAAUUCUGAAAAUAAUUAUGAAAAUACUAGCAUUCAUAUAAAUGGUAAUAUAAACAGUAAAGAUGAUUUAUAUAAAAAUUAUAAUUUAGAUGGAGAAAAUAAAAUGUUUAAUUUAAAUACAAUAAUUGAUGAAACAAUUGAAGAAAGAGAUAUAAGAAUAAAUAAAGAAGUUAAUAAAUGUAAAUUUGUAGAUGGAUUAAUAUAUGAUGAAGCUAAUAAAUGUUUUAGAAUUAAAAUUAAUGGAUAUAGAAAAGCUUAUUCUGUUAUUAGACGAGGUGUAAAAGAAGCUUAUAAAUUAAGUAUUGAAGCUAUACAACAAAUUAAAAAACAAUCAAAACCAAAUAAUUACAAUACAUCCGAACAACCACAAAUUAAUUCAAAUAAUUUAACUCAUUUCUAUAAUUCUAGUUCAGAAACAUCGAAACAUGGUUACGCUUAUAAUUAUCAAUACAAUAAAAAUAAGCAACCUUCUCAACAAGAAUGUGCAGAAGAUAUUUUUGAAAACUAUAAUACUGACCAAAGAAAUGCUAAUAAAAAUAAUAAUCCAUAUAUGGAAACCAAUGGAAAAAGAAAUUUCUCCAAUGAUAAAAAGAACAAUGACGACCUUUCUUUCCCUAUUUUAAAUAUAGACGACAACUACUAUGAAUUACUUAAAACUGCCAUAAUCAUUUGUUUGAAUGAUAUUCUUAUGAACUCUAUUCCUAAAGUUUUUCAUUUAUAUAAAAAUUUGAGUAUAACAGAGGAUGUUAAAAUUGAGGACAUAUUAAGUAUAGAAAGAAAAAAGAAAGAACAAUCGUUAAGAUAUCAUAUAGAAUAUACUCAAAAUUCCAUAGGUGUAUCAUCACUUAUUCCAUAUCUUAAAUUAUUUAGUACUGAAAUUUUAAACAAUAUUUUACCAUCAGCUCAAUCUUUAGAAAUUCAAAGACUUAUUAUUCAUUCCCUUGAUUUACAAGCUUAUAAUGCAUCAUGUUAA